Eruca vesicaria subsp. sativa (arugula) is the source of this 588-nucleotide messenger RNA. The record is from the annotation of a GenBank genome assembly. NCBI's taxonomy places the organism in Eukaryota, Viridiplantae, Streptophyta, Magnoliopsida, Brassicales, Brassicaceae.
AUGAACGGUGGUGACAGUGGUGGUUCCAUGGCCACACCUGUUCAAAAGCGUGCCCACGAGGCUUGGAGGAUUUACAAGUAUUACCUCGACAAGACUACUCCUCACUCGACCUACAGGUGGAUUGGGACGCUUGUUGUGUUUCUCAUCUACUGUUUGAGGGUUUUCUCUAUUCACGGUUUCUACAUCAUCUCCUAUGGUCUUGGCAUCUACCUCUUGAAUCUCCUUAUCGGUUUCUUGUCCCCUCUCGUUGAUCCUGAGCUUGAUGCCUCUGAUGGAGGAGGUGCUUCUCUCCCUACUCGUGGCUCUGAUGAGUUCAAGCCUUUUAUCCGCCGUCUCCCCGAAUUCAAAUUCUGGUAUUCCAUGACGAAGGCGUUCUGCAUAGCGUUUCUUAUGACGUUCUUUUCGGUUUUUGAUGUCCCUGUCUUCUGGCCUAUACUGCUUUGCUACUGGGUCGUUCUCUUUGUCCUCACCAUGAGACGCCAAAUCUCCCACAUGAUCAAGCACAAGUACAUCCCUUUCAGCAUCGGCAAACAGAAAUAUAGUGGCCGGAGAUCUCCUGGGAGCAGCGCUGCCUCUCGUGCUGAUUGA